Messenger RNA from Ornithodoros turicata, 1669 nucleotides. Its product is annotated as U-scoloptoxin(01)-Cw1a-like. Gene Ontology annotation, molecular function: chitin binding. Lineage: Eukaryota; Metazoa; Arthropoda; Arachnida; Ixodida; Argasidae. Bases 278 to 781 code for a protein of 167 amino acids. The transcript is spliced from 5 exons. The record is from RefSeq and is a predicted model, not a curated record. Gene Ontology annotation, cellular component: extracellular region.
UCAUAAAUAAGGUCAUAUAGAGCGGAUGAGGUCUUCGGACGUAGGAAGCGGUGAAUCCCUCUCCGCGCUUUUAAAAUAGGCUGACAUGCUUUCUAGCCGAUAGGUAACAGGGCGAGAGGUUACAUCGGGAAAGAAAGAGAGGGCGAAGAUGUAUAUAAGCAGCUCGAAGAUGGAUGCUGCAGUUGGCGUCCAGCUUCUCACUCUGUGAAUAAUACCUCCCCUUGGACAUACAUCGUCCUAAGAGUAAAGGCAGCGUCCUAGACUCCACAAGAAAGAAAUGAUGAAGGUCUUCCUACUGCUGGCUUCCAUUGCCGUUGCUGUUGCCGUCUCCAAGAGCAGGAGCAAGCGCCAAGCUUACGAACUCCCUGACGGCGUCGAGUUCGUCGUCGGUGGCAUCCAGACCCGAUUCCAGUGCCAACGAGGUGGCUAUUUCGCCGACGUUGAUAACAACUGCCAGAUCUUUCACAUCUGCAAUGAAGUGUUCAACGCCGAUGGCUCCUACGAGAUCAAGCAGUACAGCUUCUUCUGCGGUAACCAAACCAUCUUCAACCAACUCUCUCUCACCUGCGCCUUCCCUGAAGAAUCCGUCCCAUGCGCUAACGCUCAAGACUUUUUCUACAUCAACGAUAACAUUGGUAGGGAGAACACACCACUUCACACAGAAGACGAUCUGGCUCGAGCGGCGCCGCUCAUCCCAGGCUUCCAGCAGCCGCAGCAACAGUUCGCUGCUGCUGCAUCCGAAAGGAAGGAACAGAAGGUCGCCUACAAGAGCAAAGCCUAAGCGUUUCCUAAGGCAGGAGUAGUGCCCCUAUGGUUCACUUGUGUCUGUCGUAUUGGGUAGCAGAGGUUGAGGGGACAGGUAUCAUGAGCGCUGGCUCCACCAAAGGUCUGAGAGCCCUGUUUCGCAAGAUGAGGAAGGUGCACACGACCCACCUAUAUGUAAGAAGCAGACGUUGUCUUUUAUGUGCGCUUGCGGCUUAAACAAGGCCGGUCGUCAGUGAGUCAUCUGAUGCUUGCAGCCACCAAGCACUUAAUUUCAGCAGCUGCAUUCUUCGUAUGGACACAGCAGUAAAAGAGGCUGCGACAGCGCUUACUGCUCAAAUUGAAGUUCAUGAUACCGUCGUAUAACUGCGUUAAAAUAUCAGUAUUUUAUUGACGUCGUGAGAGAAACCCAUAAACCUAGCAAGAGCCUGCUAACGUAUGUCACUGUCGUGCUUUGAAAUGUACUUUCUACAAUUUAUUUAGCACUUUCAAAACGCUGAUAGCGCAUCUGGUUAUUUCACUCUAGGUCUUUCAUCCUUUGUUCGUCGACAGUGCAGCUAUGCGUUGUUGAUGUAACAUGCUUGUCAACGUAAAUAACGUGUGUGGGUGCUCAAAGCUGUUCCAGUGUUGUAAGUAAGGUGACUGUAAGGAUGUCUCUGAGACUUGCAUGUAUUAUAACGGAUCACUGUAUGAUAUCAAUGUAUCAAUGUCUUGUACUUAAACAACGAGGGGAAAUGUUCGCAUAACAUCGCAUUCAAUCACAUGUUCACUUUGCGAGUUCGCUCUUCGUUCGCAUCUAACGGUGUAUGGCGAGCCCUGUUUCCGCUAGUCUUGCUUCAUGCUCAUCUGCAUGUGUAAUUAGUGUGCAAUGGAUGUUGCCAACAGUAAUAAAGCUUUCGGCACCAUA